This is a messenger RNA of Colletotrichum orchidophilum, 1647 nucleotides long. Its product is annotated as hexokinase. Bases 1 to 1647 code for a protein of 548 amino acids. The record is from RefSeq and is a predicted model, not a curated record. Gene Ontology annotation, molecular function: mannokinase activity; glucokinase activity; fructokinase activity. Gene Ontology annotation, biological process: glycolytic process; glucose 6-phosphate metabolic process; intracellular glucose homeostasis. Gene Ontology annotation, cellular component: cytosol; mitochondrion. NCBI's taxonomy places the organism in Eukaryota, Fungi, Ascomycota, Sordariomycetes, Glomerellales, Glomerellaceae. The transcript is spliced from 3 exons.
AUGGCGCUCGAAGCAGAGACAAAACGCGUCGUCGACCAGUUCGAGCUGUCCGAUGCAUACCUCAAUGGUGCCGUCAGUGAAUUCCUUGGUCAAAUGCAGACUGGCCUGGAAAAGGAUGGAUCCAGCAUGAGCCAGAUCCCGACCUACGUCACUGGCGUGCCCAAUGGCACCGAAAAGGGCUUGUACCUCGCCGUCGACCUUGGCGGCACCAACUUCCGCGUGUGCUCUGUCCAGCUGAAUGGUGACACCACCUUCAACCUCACAUACAGCAAAGUCGCGAUCCCCAAAGACCUCAUGGUCGCCAAGACCGCCGAGCAGCUCUUCUCCUUCCUCGCCAAGCAGAUUGAGCUUUUCCUCCGUGAACAUCACGCCGAGCACUUUGAGCAACACGUUCGCCGCCGCCAAACCUACAGCGCCCCCGAGGGCUACCGCGACGAGCAUGUCUUCCGCCUCGGUUUCACCUUCAGCUUCCCCGUUCAGCAGCUUGGCAUUAACAAGGGCAACCUGAUCCGGUGGACCAAGGGCUUCGACAUUCCCGAUGCCGUCGGCAAGGAUGUCUGCGCUCUGCUGCAGGUCGAGAUCGAUAAGCUGCACCUCCCCGUCCGAGUUGCCGCUCUCGUCAACGACACCGUCGGAACCCUGAUGGCGAGAUCGUACACUUCAACCGGCAAGUCCGGCUCUAUUCUGGGUGCCAUUUUCGGCACUGGCACCAAUGGCGCUUAUCUUGAGAAGCUGUCCAACAUCAAGAAGCCCAUUGUCGGCGAAUUCGAGUCGGCCACUGGCGAAAUGGUCGUCAACACCGAAUGGGGCUCGUUCGACAACCAGCUUAAUGUGCUGCCCAACACUCCUUGGGACGAUGCCCUUGAUAAGGCCAGUGUCAAUCCCGGCAUUCAAAUGUUCGAGAAGCGUGUCUCUGGCAUGUUCUUGGGCGAGAUUGUCCGCCUGACCAUCCUCGACAUGCUCAAAGACGAUGAACUUUCCUUGUUCAAGGACCAGAACUCCAGCUUCAACGACUGGAAGUCAACAACAAGCAUCAGCGCCGAGUCCGGCAUGUUCAAGCAGUGGGGCCUGGACAGCUCAAUCAUGUCCGUCGCCGCUGCCGACAACACCCCCGAGCUCUCGACCCUCAGACAGCAGCUGGAGUCCGCCUUGCAGGUAUACAGUCCCUCGCUUGAGGAUGCCCAGGCCUUUAAGGCCGUUGCUGGUUCCGUUGGCCGCCGUGCAGCUCGUCUUUCUGCUGUCGCCAUUGGUGCCAUUGUCCUCCAGUCCGGCAAGCUCGACGACGAGAAGGAGGAGGUCAUUGAUGUCGGUGUCGACGGCAGCUUGGUAGAGCACUACCCCUUCUUCCGAGACAUGAUCUACGAGGCCCUUCGCUCCAUUGAGCGCAUCGGCCCCAAGGGUGCCGAGAAGAUCCGUAUUGGCAUCGCCAAGGAUGGAAGUGGAGUUGGCGCCGCCCUCAUCGCCCUUGUGGCAGCUGGCAUGGAGAAGGAGGGUGAUGUCUUGACCGAAUUCAGACAGAAUGUCAAGAAGGAACUGGACUCCAUCCCCACACCACGUAAGUUGCUGGUCACCGAAGUUGCUGGGAUAAAGCGCGACCUCGACUGUGACGAACUUCCCGCUGCAGUGCAUUGUGAGAUUGUCGGCUAA